CCUUCCCCUCCCCGGCCGUUCCCCACCUCCAGCUCUCAUCUCAGCCCCCGGUGCCCAGGGCCCCUGGGACCACCCUACCCUCCAGGUCUUGGCCAUCCUGACCCCCAUCCUGGGAUUUUUGCCAAAUCUCUGGGAGGAGACCGUUUGUUUGGGUUAUGCCCCCUGGUGGCAGGACAGUGCCUGCCUAGACCCUUGACCCCUAGCCCUCAACUCCCCAGCCUCCUUUGUGUGACAGCUGCCCCUCCGAUCAGCACCUUGGUUAGGGGCCCGAGGGGAAGCCAGCGCCCACCACUUGCCCCCCGGCCCCCUCCGCUUGCCUUCCCGCUGGGCAGCUCCCCUGGCCUCCAGGCCUCUCCCUGCUCCCUCGGCCCCUCCUCCCGGGCCGCCCCAAUGAAGGAGCCGGAUGCCAUCAAGCUGUUUGUGGGGCAGAUCCCGCGGCAUCUGGAGGAAAAGGACCUGAAGCCCAUCUUCGAGCAGUUUGGUCGGAUCUUCGAGCUGACUGUCAUCAAGGACAAGUACACGGGGCUGCACAAGGGAUGUGCCUUCCUGACAUACUGUGCCCGCGAUUCAGCCCUGAAGGCCCAGAGCGCCCUGCACGAACAGAAGACGCUUCCAGGGAUGAACAGACCAAUCCAGGUGAAGCCAGCCGACAGCGAGAGCCGAGGAGAAGACCGGAAGCUCUUUGUGGGGAUGCUAGGGAAGCAGCAGACAGAUGAGGACGUCCGGAAGAUGUUCGAGCCUUUUGGGACCAUAGACGAGUGCACUGUGCUGCGGGGGCCGGAUGGCACCAGCAAAGGCUGCGCCUUCGUGAAGUUCCAGACCCAUGCCGAGGCCCAGGCAGCUAUCAACACCCUUCACAGCAGCCGGACCCUGCCGGUGAGCCCCUCACACUCCCUACCCCUCACCCCCCACCCUCUCCAGCCCGCCUCGCCCAGGGCCAGCCCUGGCUCAGGGGCCCAGUCCAUUCCUGACAGGGUCUUUGCAUUUAUUGGGAAAGAAUUUUCUGGCAGAAGAACCGAACUUGUUAGGGACACCUUCACAUUUCAAAUAGCAUCUCCCUGCCUUUUGUCUCUCAUCCCUGUCCCUCAUCUUCAGUCCAAAUGCCGCCUCUCCUACCUCCACCAUCCCUCCACCUCUGCUCAUCUCCCACCUCUUCUCCACCUCCCAUCCCGGGGCCAUGGCCGGGCCUCAGGACGCUGGCUUAGAGGCCCCACAUGCCCCGCCAUGGCCACCAUGGCUGCCGUGCAGAUGCAACACAUGGCCGCCAUCAAUGCCAAUGGCCUCAUCGCCACCCCCAUCACCCCGUCCUCAGGAACCAGCACCCCUCCUGCCAUCGCUGCCACGCCCGUCUCGGCCAUCCCCGCCGCCCUGGGCGUCAACGGCUACAGCCCGGUGCCCACCCAGCCCACUGGGCAGCCUGCCCCUGAUGCUCUGUAUCCCAAUGGGGUUCACCCCUACCCAGCCCAGAGCCCCGCGGCCCCCGUGGACCCCCUGCAGCAGGCCUACGCGGGGAUGCAGCACUACACAGCAGCCUACCCAGCAGCCUACAGCCUGGUUGCGCCUGCGUUCCCGCAGCCUCCUGCCCUGGUCGCCCAGCAGCCCCCGCCUCCGCCCCAGCAGCAGCAGCAGCAACAACAGCAGCAGCAGCAGCAGCAGCAACAGCAGCAACAGCAGCAGCGGGAAGGCCCUGACGGCUGCAACAUCUUCAUCUACCACUUGCCCCAGGAGUUCACGGACUCAGAGAUCCUCCAGAUGUUCAUCCCCUUUGGCCACGUCAUCUCAGCCAAAGUCUUUGUUGACCGGGCCACCAAUCAGAGCAAGUGUUUUGGCUUUGUGAGUUUCGACAAUCCAGCCAGCGCCCAGGCUGCCAUCCAGGCCAUGAACGGUUUCCAGAUUGGCAUGAAGCGCCUCAAAGUCCAGCUAAAGCGGCCUAAGGAUGCCAACCGGCCCUACUGAGGGCCCCAGGUCUGGAGGCUCCACAGGAAGGGGCUCACGCCUGCCCGGCCCCAGCCCCCUCUGCACAUCUCUGGGCCUCGACUGGGCUCUGGGGGCACAGGACACACCCACUCCUGCCAGCCGCCUCUCCGCAAGGGCCUGUUUCCUCCCAGGUGCCCUUUUGGCCUUUGUGAGGGAGCAAGGGACAGGCCUGAAGGCUUGGGGUACCUGCCUUCUGCGGGGCUCCUGUGCCGGGCCUCCUGUGCCCAGCUUUCGCACCUGCGUCCCCACCAGGGGCCUGUUCUACCUGAGCAGCGGGAGGGCCGCGGGGCUCCCACAUGCUCCCCACUCGCCCGCCCCAGCCUCUUCCCCACACCAGGGGUUUCUCAGAAGCUGGUUCUUGCUCCGUGCCACCCUGAGCUAGAGGUAGGACACCCCUAAACCCUGGGCUCCCAGCCCUAAAACUCACUGCCUCCCUAAGGGCCCCCUCUAAGGAGGGUGUGGGGGAGCCCUGAGGGCUGCCUCUCCGCCAGUCAGCCACAGAGACCCUCCUCCUUUCACGAGGAAAAGACCUCCCCGAACCCCUAAAAAUGUUUACAGUCUCUGCUGGUCCCUCCAUGUAAAUACCACUACCAGCCGUGUGUGCGUUAUCCAGCCCGGCCCGGCCCGGCCGCUGCCAUCUCUCUUCGGGGAGUUUAGACAAUGUUUCCCUUGGAUUUCUUCUCUCUUGAUUUCUCCCUUUGCUUUGGGGGUAAUUGGGUAUUAGGGAGGAGGGGUGUGGGGAGGGAUAAAGGGGUUUAUUACCUGGUCAUUUUCUUUAGGAAGAGGUUUUAGGGGAAAGAAGUGGGGUGGGGGUGGGAGUGGU
Molecule: messenger RNA, 2800 nt
Organism: Myotis davidii
Lineage: Eukaryota; Metazoa; Chordata; Mammalia; Chiroptera; Vespertilionidae
Gene: CELF3
Product: CUGBP, Elav-like family member 3
Exons: 12
Coding region: 391-1956 (521 amino acids)
Biological process (GO): mRNA splice site recognition; regulation of alternative mRNA splicing, via spliceosome
Cellular component (GO): cytoplasm; nucleus; ribonucleoprotein complex
Molecular function (GO): mRNA binding
Source: RefSeq, a predicted model, not a curated record